AAAAAAAACAAUUUGAUUUGGAAAAACAUUUGAAAAAUACAAAUGAAAGAAAAGAAGAUAAUAAAAGAGUAAAGCAAAGCAAAAGCAGAGAAUAACUCUUAAUUCGCUUCUUUGCCAAGCAAACCACCAAAACCUCUCAAUUGUUUUUUCUUCUUCCUCCUCCUUAAGCAAAGAUCAUCAUUCACGAAAUGUCUGAUUCGAUUCACCGGAGAAAAGUUUCGAAUCCUGUAGGAAAUGGAGGUCGGAGCUCCAGAACAAGACGAACAGCUUUCAGAUAUGUUUCCGACAAGAAUAAUCGCUCUAAAUCGAGUAAUAAGGUUUUCGAGAGAAGCUUCUCAGAGCCGAGUCUUAAUCGCCACCGCGACGGACAGAGUAAUCACUUGCGGCGACCAUCGCCGAUGAGAGGUUUACCGAUGGAAGAAGAAACAAAACCGAUCGUUUACUUGCCUAGGAUUCGCUCUGAGGUUUUCGCUUCGUCUCCGUCGUUGUUGAACUUAUAUUCGCCCUCGUCUUCAUCUCCGAUCAAUCAAGAGGGUAAUACAAAAGAAGCACCAAAAGUAAUAAUCAGUGUAGCAGUAGAAGGAAGUCCUGGACCGGUAAGAGCAAUGGUUAAACUGAGUUGCAACGUCGAAGAAACGAUCAAAAUUGUCGUUGACAAGUACUGUAAAGAAGGAAGAACUCCAAAACUCGAUCGAGAUUCUGCCUUUGAAUUGCAUCAGUCACAUUUCAGCAUCCAGUGUAAGAUAUAUUAAUUAUCCAAAAAUAAUAAUUGUUUUUACAUAUAGAAUUAAUAAAAUAAAAGCACAAAUGAUGUUUUGGUUGAAAUUUUGAAUCAGUUGUUUUCAGUUUGACGUAGAUUGAUUGGAUUAAAUAUCUAUACUCCAUGAUAUCUAGUUUUGCUUUAAUCACCAACGGUUAUGGAAAAUAUCAAAACUACUCAUGGCUCAUGUGAACAUAGAAACAUCACAUAAUUCUUGAGUUAUAUAACCUAUAAUAAAGAAAAUGGUGACUAAACCUAACGAUUUACCUCUCUUUUUUGUCACAUAAUUGAAUGGUUAAGACAAUCAAAAUAUACUUAAGUUUGAUGUAAUGUAAUUUUCAGGUUUGGAGAAAAGAGAAAUAAUUGGAGAAUUAGGCAGUAGAAGCUUCUACAUGAGAAAGAAAGCUCCUGAAACCGGAGGUUCGUUCGCCGGGAUUUCUCCAGCGAGAACGAGCCUAAUUCCGUCGUCGAAUUUGAUCGGAUCGUGCAUCGCUCAGUUGAUUGGGAAAAUCAUGAGGAGAACAAGAAGGAUAUGGAACAUAUUGGUAUGUGUGCAAUGAGAUAGACCAAAGUAUACACUUUUGAGCGUGGCACAUAAUAUUUUUUAGUUUGUGUUUUGCUCCACUCUCAUCAAAUAAGGGAACCUUGUACUUUAUGAAAUUGUAUUAUAAGUGUGUAUAUAUUUGUGACGAUAGAUGGAUAUGGUUCUACGAAAUUAUUGAUUUAU
Molecule: messenger RNA, 1487 nt
Organism: Arabidopsis thaliana (thale cress)
Lineage: Eukaryota; Viridiplantae; Streptophyta; Magnoliopsida; Brassicales; Brassicaceae
Product: PPR containing protein
Exons: 2
Coding region: 189-752 (187 amino acids)
Source: RefSeq, marked reviewed